AUAAUCAACAAGUAUCUACACAUAUUCAAUCCAUCUUAUUUUUCCUUCCAAGUGGGGUCCUAGGACCUCACUCCUCUUCACCUCCCUCCUCCACUGCUUGUGUAUCCAAUUAGUAGGCAUAAAUGACAUAAAAAGAAACUUAAGGGGGAAAAAUAAAGUGAAGGAAGAUAAUUCGCUUGGUUUGUACUUAUCAGGGGAGGGUCUAGGAUAGGGUGUAUAAUUUAUGGUUAUUCACAAAUGCACAACUAACUUCGGUAUAUUCCAAAUACCAACAUCAAACUUCUACUGUUAAUGGGGAGGCCGAUUAACCUCAUAAUCACCUACCUCAAUUUAGCUAAAAGAACGUUGGGAUGAGAAAUUCUAACAUAUCAAUUUGACCCAAUUGUUUUGUUUUGAGACAAUCUGUCCAAAUUGAUCCGUUUGGCAGGACAAAAUUUAGAUGAAGCAAUUCUGCCUAGGGAAUUUCAAAUUGACUCGUUUGAGGCCAUUACAAUUGUCUGGGGUAGAUGCUGACAAUUCGAAUGGACUCAUUUUAAAUGACUCGUUUUGUAAAAUGAGACGAUUGGCUAAACUAUCUCAUUUUUCAAUAGACCCAUCCAAAUGGUGAAGGUUAAUUGAAAAGGAAACAAAGACACUUAAAUACAAAAGCUCUCCCCUAUUUCAAAAUCCUCUCGCUUCUCUCUAGCCUUCUACAUUAUGGUCCACAAGGCUGUCGUUGGCACCACUUUGGUGAUCGAUGGUGGCCUUAAUUCCCAUUUUAAUAGUCUUUUCUCUUUCUCUCCAGUUUUCCUUUGUGCGUCUUUGUUCUCCAACCAUCGUUGGCUCCUCCAAUUCUGUUUCUGAUUCUCAAGCCCUUGGUGGCUUCUGCAGAUCUGAUCUGAUUUCCUGCCUUGAUGGCUUUUCAUUGCCUUUGGUGGCUUUCUCUAGGAUUCCUAAGUGGUUUCCUUCCACAUUCCUCCCUGGUGGAGAUGUUCAGUCUUGUUAUGAUCUGGUUUCACUAGAUCUUGUCACUCUAUUCUAGGUACGGAAGAUGCAUUAUGGGGAGUUUCUGCUUGAUCUGUUGUAAAGAUUCCUCCAUUCUUGGUGUGAUUAUCCCACUGGUGAUCGCAUUCAUCGUUUCCCCUCAGACAUCGUCACCGUUUCAUACUUUUUGCAGCCUUGUCGAUCAUCUGAUGUGGGUAGCUUUGUCUCUUCCGAAUGUUGAGGCGGCGGGUUCAUGACUCUCUGAGUUUGGGGUUCUACCUUGGGUUGAUUUGUUUUUGUGUUUGUGGGUGGUUGGUGACAUUGUGAGUGUUGCUUCUUUUUGUUGUUUUUUGGGUUUUGGGUGGUCUCUUUUAGCUUUGUGUUUCUGCAGGUGCGGUUCUUACUGGUGGUCUUCUUUUCUUUUGUUUUUUGUGGGCUCUUUCCAAGCCUUGGUGCAAUCUUACUCUGUUUUGUCAUGGUUACCUCUGUUGUUAGCUCCCUUGCCUUGUUUCAGCUCCGAGCAAUAUGGUACAGUCCUGUCCACCGCCGUGUAAUCUCUUUGGUGGUUCACUGUGAUGGGUCGUCUUCGAACAACUCUCAAGAGGCGGCAUGUGGUGUUGCAAUGUUCAGUUGCCAUGGUCAAGCCUGUAUUGGACGAGCUGAAGUUGUUCUUUGAGAAAUUCUGAUGAAUGAGGAAGCAAAGAGUGGUUAGGAUGUUUUGUUUUAUGGCUCAAGAAAAGAAAGCCAUUGUCUGGUUGGAUCAUGCUUUGCUUUCCUUUGUCCCGAUCUUUUCCUCGUUGCCUUGGUGUGUUCCGCUGGAUGUUUGUUGUUGUUCUUUCUUGUUUCCAUUUCUUAAGAUGGUAUCCACUCAAUUAGAGAUGGCAAAAUAUCAAUAAUCGUGGAUAUUUGCUUGAAUCCGACCUAAUCGGGUAGGGUAAAACCCGAACCUGAAAGAGUUUUAGUGUGUACGGGUAAAACCCGAACCUGAAUAUUGUGGGAAAUGGGUGGACAUGGUUUUCUCACUAUCCAACCCAAACCCGCCCGAUUGUACACAUGCAUACAUAUUUUACCUAGAAAUAAUCAUUAUUUUUCUCUAACAUAUUUUAUAUUUAGCAUACAAAUAUAAUAUUUUCAUGAAAUUAUGUUGUUUUAAUUAAUUUUCUCCAUUCUAAUAAUUUAUUGUUGUACGUUUCUUCUUAAGUAAUGUGAGUAUAUGUGUGGAUGUUAACAUAUUGGUUGGAAUUUUAAAAAUAAACUAUUAUCCAUUGAUAACCGUGGAUACCCGAAACCCGAACGAGUAUGGGCACAUUUUUUAUUUUUUACCCAUUUCUUAUGUGGGUAUGGGUAUGGGUAAAACCCGAACUAUUUCGGGUAGGGUAACGGAUAUGCCUCAUCCGCCCUCGACCCGACCCGAGCCAUUGCCAUCCCUACACUCAAUGUAACCGAAUUCAUUUGAUGAGCAAUAUAAGUGAUUCCAUUGUAAAAUGAAAAUAUACAAAAGCUGGCCUCCUUCUAGAAGAAAGUUUGAGGCCUUCUACCACAGUAAAUACAAAUUUUGAAGGUUCGAAUUUUUCUUCACAAUAAAUAUCAAAAUAAAUAUUCUUAUGUAAAAAGCUUUUUCAAUGUAAAUUUUGAAAUGAAAUUCAAAAGAAAGAGAUAUGAUUCGGUUAUGAAAAAAACGAGAUUGCGAAAAUAUUUUAUCCAACUCUUAGAGUGGCCAAAAAUAGAGUUGACACCUUUAAACUCGUAUUUGAAGCCAAUAAGAAACUGGACCAUGUAAUUACCAUAAUACUCCUCAUCCACUUGCACUAGAUGUUGCAUCGUGAGAGAUUGUGUUGUGUUGUGUUGUGUUGAUAUGUGAUAUGUUGUGAUGUUAUUAUACACUUAAUCUUUUGCCAAGCACUACAAAUCUCCAGGGUAAGGAUUACAACGAGUGGAAUUUGGUGGAUAGUGAGUAUUUAUUACCCUGCUCUACCUUAAUUAGUUUGAGUUUUAUCCACACAUAUUCAUGCAAGAUUCGAGUAGUAAAUUAAGAUAUUUACAUAUUUGAUCGACUUUCAGGUAUUUAUUUUUCUUUAUGUUCUUACUAUUGUGUUAUUAAUUACAGGUAUACUAAUAUUACAAAAGUGAAAAUUUUUAAAUAACAAAUCACCAUGAUAAGAGGAAUAAUACUAAAGGAACACUAGUUCUUGAUAUGCUACAAAUAUACUAUACAUAUUGUA
Messenger RNA from Linum trigynum, 3185 nucleotides. The record is from the annotation of a GenBank genome assembly. NCBI's taxonomy places the organism in Eukaryota, Viridiplantae, Streptophyta, Magnoliopsida, Malpighiales, Linaceae.